Messenger RNA from Platichthys flesus (European flounder), 5119 nucleotides. It is a transcript of the gene gria2b, whose product is annotated as glutamate receptor, ionotropic, AMPA 2b. Gene Ontology annotation, molecular function: transmitter-gated monoatomic ion channel activity involved in regulation of postsynaptic membrane potential; AMPA glutamate receptor activity. Gene Ontology annotation, biological process: synaptic transmission, glutamatergic; modulation of chemical synaptic transmission; monoatomic ion transport. The transcript has 16 exons. Gene Ontology annotation, cellular component: AMPA glutamate receptor complex; dendritic spine; postsynaptic membrane. The record is from RefSeq and is a predicted model, not a curated record. The coding region runs from base 291 to 3065 and encodes 924 amino acids. Lineage: Eukaryota; Metazoa; Chordata; Actinopteri; Pleuronectiformes; Pleuronectidae.
AUCAGCUGCCGGCAGGAGGACAAGGAGCGGAAGAAGAGGAAGAAGAAGAAGAAGAAGAAGGAGGAGGAGAGAGAGCAGAGAGCCACAGAGCAGGCGACCAUUCCUCCAGUGCUGCUGCUCCCUCCGCCACGAGACACCUGCAGAUAGAACCGCUCCUUUCCCCUGCAGAUCGUUGUUUUCGAUUUCUCCCCAAGGCUGAAGCUCUCCAAUAUGUGUCGGAUCUAACGUCUCCGGAGAGAACCCGGAAUAUCUGACUCCCUUUGGUGGAUGUGGACACCUAAACCGUGGACAUGGAGAAGAUAGUGAAUUUAUCCAUUUCGGUGCUGCUGGUUUUAUGGGGGUGCGCGCUUGGAGGCUCGCCCAGUGUUCAGAUCGGGGGACUCUUUCCAAGGGGCGCGGACCAAGAGUACAGCGCGUUUCGGAUAGGAAUGGUUCAGUUUGGCACUUCUGAAUUCAGAUUGACGCCUCACAUCGACAAUCUGGAAGUGGCGAACAGUUUCGCCGUCACCAAUUGUUUCUGUUCACAGUUCUCCAGGGGGGUGUACGCCAUUUUCGGAUUCUACGACAAAAAGUCCGUGAACACCAUCACGUCGUUCUGCGGGACGCUCCACGUGUCGUUCAUCACGCCCAGCUUCCCCCUGGACGGGAACCAGCAGUUCAUCAUCCAGAUGAGACCUGACAUCAAGGGGCCCCUCCUCAGCCUCAUCGAGUACUACAAGUGGGACAAGUUUGCCUAUCUGUACGACAGCGACCGAGGCCUGACCACGCUGCAGGUCGUCCUGGACACGGCGGCGGAGAAGAAGUGGCAGGUGACGGCCAUCAACGUGGGGAACCUGAAAGACGAGAGGAAGGACGAGGCGUACCGCUCGCUGUUCCAGGACCUGGAGAACAAGAAGGAGCGGAGGGUGAUCCUGGACUGUGAGCAGGACAAAGUCAAAGACAUCAUGGAUCAGGUCAUCACAAUCGGCAGACACGUGAAAGGCUACCACUACAUUAUAGCCAAUCUGGGAUUCGUUGACGGAGAUCUGUCUAAGAUCCAGUACGGUGGUGCCAACGUGUCGGGCUUCCAGAUCGUGGACUUCGACGAUCCUCUGGUGUCCAAGUUUGACCAGAGGUGGGAAGCCCUGGAGGAGAAGGAGUAUCCUGGUGCCGACAAUAAAAUAAGGUACACGUCUGCGUUGACCUACGACGCCGUGCAGGUGAUGACGGAGGCUUUCCGCUACCUGCACAAGCAGCGCAUCGACUUCACCAGGAGGGCCAACAAUGGCGACUGCCUGGCCAACCCUGCUGUGCCCUGGGCUCAGGGUGUGGAGAUCGAGCGAGCACUGAAACAGGUCCGUGUGGAAGGCCUCACAGGAAACAUCCAGUUCGACCAACAUGGCAAGAGAGUCAACUACUCGGUGAACGUAAUGGAACUGAAGACCAACGGCCCGGUGAAGAUUGGAUACUGGAAUGAAGUGGACAGAAUGGCUGUGACCAAAAGUGACGUGUUUGCCAACGAAUCGACAGGAAUGGAAAACAAAACAGUCAUCGUCACCACCAUCUUGGAAGCUCCGUAUGUGAUGCUGAAAAAGAACUCUGACCUUUUCGUGGACAACGACCGCUACGAGGGCUACUGUGUCGAUCUGGCCGCCGAGAUAGCGAAACACUGCGGCUUCAAAUAUCAGCUGAAAAUCGUGAGCGAUGGGAAAUAUGGAGCCAGAGAUGCAGAGACUAAAAUCUGGAAUGGGAUGGUGGGAGAGUUGGUGUACGGGAAAGCAGACAUUGCUGUGGCUCCUCUCACCAUCACUUUGGUACGCGAGGAGGUCAUCGACUUCUCCAAGCCCUUCAUGUCCCUGGGAAUCUCCAUCAUGAUCAAGAAGCCUCAAAAAUCCAAACCGGGAGUCUUCUCCUUCCUGGAUCCGCUCGCCUACGAGAUCUGGAUGUGCAUCGUGUUCGCCUACAUCGGCGUCAGUGUCGUGCUGUUCCUCGUCAGCCGCUUCAGCCCGUACGAGUGGCACACCGAGGAGUACGAGGACGGGCAAAUCCAGACCAACGAGUCGACCAACGAGUUCGGCAUAUUCAACAGCCUGUGGUUCUCCCUCGGAGCCUUCAUGCGUCAAGGCUGUGACAUCUCCCCGAGAUCUCUGUCUGGGCGUAUUGUCGGUGGCGUGUGGUGGUUCUUCACUUUGAUCAUCAUCUCCUCCUACACGGCCAACCUGGCUGCUUUCCUGACAGUCGAGCGGAUGGUGUCUCCCAUUGAAAGUGCAGAGGACCUGGCCAAACAGAGCGAGAUAGCGUACGGCACCUUGGACUCCGGCUCCACCAAAGAGUUUUUUAGGCGCUCCAAAAUCGCCCUCUUUGACAAAAUGUGGACGUACAUGCGCAGCGCGGAGCCCUCUGUGUUUGUGAAAACCACAGCAGAGGGCGUUGUGAGAGUCCGCAAGUCCAAGGGCAAGUACGCCUACCUGCUGGAGUCCACCAUGAACGAGUACAUCGAGCAGCGGAAGCCAUGCGACACCAUGAAGGUGGGAGGCAACCUGGACUCCAAAGGCUACGGGAUCGCCACGCCGAAAGGAUCCUCAUUAAGAAAUGCGGUUAACCUCGCAGUACUAAAACUGAAUGAGCAAGGCCUGUUGGACAAAUUGAAAAACAAAUGGUGGUACGACAAAGGAGAGUGCGGCAGCGGGGGAGGUGAUUCCAAGGAGAAGACCAGCGCCCUCAGCCUGAGCAACGUGGCUGGGGUCUUCUACAUUCUGGUCGGAGGACUCGGCUUGGCCAUGCUGGUGGCCUUGAUCGAGUUCUGUUACAAGUCCCGAGCCGAGGCGAAACGAAUGAAGGUGGCAAAGAAUGCACAGAAUAUUAACCCAACUUCCUCGCAGAAUUCACAGAAUUUUGCCACUUAUAAGGAAGGUUACAACAUGACCUUCGGGGACGCCAUGAGGAACAAAGCGAGACUUUCCGUCACUGGGAGUACUGGGGAGAAUGGUCGGGUGAUGACUCCAGAGUUUCCUAAAGCUGUCCACUCCGUCCCUUACUCGAGACCUGACAUGGGACUGAACGUCAGCCUGACAGAUCUGUCCUGAUCAUUGAGAAACUUCUGAGUGCCUUACGACGGUUUCAAUUGAGCGAUUCUCUUCUUCUCUUUUUUCUUCGAACCCUCCCUCCCUCCUUCUGUUCCGGCACUUUUUUGUUUCUGUGACUUGUCUGGUGAAAAAAUGGAAAUGCAGGCGAUGGGAGUCUCUCACAAAAGACUCAUAUUGUCGCCCUCUGUCUCGAUUUCUCACCAUUUUCGGAAACACCGCCCCUCCCCCCCUCUGGGCGGAAUUACAUGUGGGAAUAUCAAAAUGGAGGCUCUCCUUUUUUUUCUUUUUCUAAACUGGUGACACCAUGCUUUCCUGUCAAUCUUUCUGGACUGGACCGAGAAGCAAAGAGGGCUUGAUUGACGGCACCGGCUGCUUCUGGGAGUUUGAGUUUUAGUCACCUCGGCUGUUUGUGUGUGUGUGUGUGUGUGAGUGAAAGGCGAGUGUGUAUGUGUGUGUGCGUCAGGGGAAGAUGUCAUCAAAAACACACUGUUUCUGUAGCCACCGCCACCAAACAGGAUUUUCAAGCACACUUGAUACCAUCUGCAUUAAGAUGUGAAAUUGUCUUUUUUUUUUUUUCCUUUUUCUUUUGUAAGAAAAUCUAAGAAAACAAAAGUUUAUUUGCAAAAAAAAAAAGUAUUUUUAUGUAUUUUCACAAAAUAGCUUUUAAAUAAACUUGCUUACAUACUGGUUGAAUAUAAACAUAUUAAUGUGUGAGUGUAAAGAAAGAGAAAAAUACUAAACAGCUUCUAGUUCCAUAUUUUCAAAGCCAAAUACAUCGCGUGUGGGGGGGGGGGGGGGGAGAGAUGUUGAAAUCAUGUAAUUAAUUCCUAUUCUAAACUUUUCCUGUAUAUUUUAUUCUUUAACAUUUGGUGUUGAUAUAAAAAUGUAUGUCAAUGCUUGACAUUUGGGAAAUCAAUUCUUCUCUAUUUUUUUUCUUUCUUGUUGACAGUCGGUGCAGCGAUUUAGUUUUUUCAAAUUCUGUUUUUUUUAUAUUGCUUUACACUUCCUGUCUCUUCGUUGGCUUCAGUGCUUUUGCUGUUUGUAUUUUUUCUGACGAGGACCAGGGUCGAUGUUCUACUUUCAAACGACAGGAAAACGGAAUCUGUUUACACGCGACGAAUGCGAAACGAAGACAAAAAAAUAAAAGACACACAAAAAAAUAAACAGUCUGGUGUUUAUCGCAUCGCACUUUUGGAAGUGACAUCGAAAAAGAGGCAUCAGCAUCCAAAUGGUUCAACGUGGUGGUUUUUUUAAAAUGCCAAAUAAGUGAGAGUGCCAAAUUCUAGUGCCGGUAGAUAUGAAUAUUUAAUAUAAUCAAAUCACUGUCAUCUCAGUGAAUGUAAAUGAGACACUCUGUGACUUUUGUAUCUAGAUGUACAGUCGGUGGCAAUGACAGUGCUAAUACAAUAGCCUUUCUUUUUUUGCUUUGUUUUCCAGUCUUCAUGUAUUUUUCGCAUUGAUCUGACAAUGAAGUAGCACCAGUUGCAUGUUGUUGCCCGCAAAUACUACAUGAGUUUUAUUUCAUUACUGCCAAACAUGCGGUUUCACUUUUUCAUUUUCAAUGUUGAAGUCGUGAGGUUAACUGUUUGAAGUUGGAAAAUACAAUGUUAGACAUAUAUACAGUAUAUACAUAUAUUUUAUAUAAAAAGUUUAAAUAUGAAAAAUUAUAGCCCCUUUGCAUUAAAGCGUCAGAGCUACUUUGCUGCCGUCAAAGACUAAAUUUGAUUUCUACUUAUUCAGAAAGUACAAUUUCUUUUUUCUUUUUUAAGAUAUACGGACAUAAGUUCUCAGAGUUUAAACUAUUGGGUAUAUUUUGGUUUUUAUUAAUUUCUUUUCCUACAAUUUGACAUGUGACGAGCCCUCCACUGCGACAAGUGAGGGAGGCAAACUGUACUAUUACUACCACUGUUGUUUUUUGUAAUCAACAAUAGAAACAUAAACCGUGGUCUCAUCGCAUAUUCGGGCUAUUCUCACUGACAUUUUGUAUAUGGAAUGUGUGCUAACUUGUUUAUUUUUUGGGACUCUUUCUAAAUAAAGUGGCUGAUGGCUUGUUA